AUGGAGAAUCAAACAAAAGUUACUCACUUCAUACUGAAGGGCCUGACAGAUAGACAGGAGGCACAGAACUUCUUAUUUGCUCUCUUCUUGUUCCUCUAUCUAGCAAGUGUGCUUGGAAAUGGUGCUAUUGUGUGUGUGGUGGUGAUAGAGCGUCAACUUCACACACCUAUGUAUCUCUUUCUCAGUAACCUAUCUUGCCUGGACAUUUGCUACUCUACGGUCAUCAUCCCUAAAAUGCUUGUUGGAUUCCUCUUGGACCACCGAAGAAUCUCCUUUGUUGGAUGCAUCAUCCAGCUCCAUUUCUUUCAUUUCCUGGGCAGCAGUGAGGCUCUUCUUCUAGCAGCCAUGGCAUAUGAUCGAUAUGUGGCCAUAUGCAACCCACUGCAGUAUCCACUCAUCAUGUGCCAAAGAACAUGCAUUCUACUGGCAGCAGCUACAUGGAUCACGGGAUUCUUUCAUGCCCUAAUGCAUUCCAUCAUGACCUCCCAACUGCACUUCUGUGGCCCCAAUAUCAUUGAACAUUUCUUUUGUGACAUCAAACCGCUCUUGAGACUGGCCUGCAGUAGCACAAUACUUAAUCUUAGCCUCCUCAACACUGUCACUGGGUCAAUUGUCAUGAUCCCUUUUGUCUUAACUCUCCUCUCCUAUCUUUACAUCAUCUCCUUUCUGUUCUUGAAAGUCCAGUCACACAAUGGGAGAUGUAAAGCAUUCUCUACCUGUAGCUCCCAUCUCAUAGUUGUAGGGUUGCUUUAUGUUCCAGUGCUGUUCAACUACUUACCUCCGUCUUCAGGUGAUUCACCACAGAGAGAUAUGAUAGCCACUCUCAUGUACAGUGUAGUUACCUCUUUUUUGAACCCCCUGAUAUAUACCCUCAGGAAUCAAGAGAUGAAAACAGCCCUGAGGAAAAGCUUGAGUAGGCUACUGCAUUCUAUCAGGAUACAAGUAUAA
Heteronotia binoei (common prickly gecko) is the source of this 948-nucleotide messenger RNA. Its product is annotated as olfactory receptor 12D1-like. Gene Ontology annotation, biological process: G protein-coupled receptor signaling pathway. The coding region runs from base 1 to 948 and encodes 315 amino acids. The transcript has a single exon. Gene Ontology annotation, cellular component: membrane. Lineage: Eukaryota; Metazoa; Chordata; Lepidosauria; Squamata; Gekkonidae. The record is from RefSeq and is a predicted model, not a curated record. Gene Ontology annotation, molecular function: G protein-coupled receptor activity; olfactory receptor activity.